Molecule: messenger RNA, 1269 nt
Organism: Pyrenophora tritici-repentis Pt-1C-BFP
Lineage: Eukaryota; Fungi; Ascomycota; Dothideomycetes; Pleosporales; Pleosporaceae
Source: RefSeq, a predicted model, not a curated record
AUGUCUCAGCUAUUCGCCAUUCCAAAGACUGUUUUUCUGCCAGAAGGCCCUGGCGUGUCAUUCCUGGAUCUUACCCCUGAGCUGAGAAACAUGAUCUACGAACAUCUACUCACUGGCGAUCUAACAAAACUGCUAAACACGACUCUUCGACACCUCGUGACCGAUACAUUCGGUAUUCGCCAAUACCGCCGACAGAUUCUUUCCAUAUCGAUGGAUCAUGUUGAUGGUGAUCUUCCUUCGCAAGUCUGCAUCAAGUUUGGAGAUAGCCACCGACACUCCGAUGCAAACUGGAAGCUGAACUUCCAGUCGAAAGAUAAAUGCAAAACAUUUGAGAGAUUUGGCAAGGACCAACGACCUGCUCUGGUCUGCCUCCCGCGGGGUGUCAAGAAACUGAUCUUCAAAGAGGUCAUGUGCUCGGACCCCGUCGAUGUCAAUGUCGACGAUAUGGAUCUCACGAGCCCUGACCUAUCUCUUCUAUUCGUCUGCAAACAAAUCACAAACAUUGCGAAACCAAUUCUCUGGUCUCAAAACGACUUCACAUACCGAACAACCCUAGAGCCAUCACCCGUUGACAGAGGGACCUCUCAACGCCGCCUCCAAGCAGUGCUCGGUACCAGAAAGACGAUGGUACAUUCAUAUUCCGACAGGUUUUGUCCAAAUACCAGCCGUCAUGUAAGCAGAGGCACACACCAAAACAUCACCAUCGAGCUCAAUUUCGAGUAUGAUCGGGCAAUGACACUGGCCGAUGUUCGAAUCGACGCAAAGCACCUGAUCCGGAUCGCAUCGCACCUUGACGGCCGGAAAUGCUUUGUUCGCUUCAAAGUCUCAUCUACGGUGGACGGAGUUACAAAGACUGAGGAAAACACCGUCACCCUACGAGACAUCCGAGCUCGUAUCCUAGAGCUUCUGUCGCAUGCGGUCAGCACCAACCGCCGGAUAGCCAACGGCGAUGUGUUCGAAUUCGACAUUGAUGGAAACGGGAAUGUCGGCCGUCUAAAGUACACCAUAAUGCUAGACUCAGAGUCAAUACUUGGAACUGAGGAAUACGUGCAACUCCCUUCAAUAGAGGCUGUUGAGGCACAUCACGGUAGAGAAUAUUGGGAAGGAAAGAAUCGGCCCAUGGUGGAUGGAGACUCUUCCCCGCACUCUAUUGGGAAGCUCAGUACCUAUUUCCGAUAUCUUCAAGCGGUAGCGAAGAGGUCUUCAAACAUGAUGAUGUCGUCCAGCGACGAUUACUUUGCGAGGAAAUGUUUCUUUGAACAAAAUUGA